AUGUCAAUCCAACGAACACCAACCUAUGACAAGUCCCACUAUUCCUGGCAACCCCCUUCCAGCCAGGCUUCAGAAUCGCUCAUCAGCGGCGAGCAUGGCCCCGGGGAAGACCCAAAGACCCCAGAUCUGAGUGCCUAUGCUCGCUUGCCGCAUCAACCCGCCGAUGCCGCAGAUGAGGACCAACUAGACUCCAAGCCGGGGCUUCCGAAACGCUCAACCUUCAAUUACAAACACUCCUCCGAUGAGUUCAAGAAGCAAAUAGAAGACGAGGCUAAUCAAAGCCCAGGUGGCGAGCAAACUGGCCGGCGUGGGAGUAUCACGGGGAAGCCGUUCAAGCCUAGUUCUAAGCGGACUAAGAGCUGGGAUUAUCGUGAUAAGAGGGGUGAAAUGCAAAUGAGCCAGCUACAGGACGGUGAUCAGUCUUCACAAGGGUUCUCGGAGACUUGA
Molecule: messenger RNA, 447 nt
Organism: Orbilia oligospora ATCC 24927
Lineage: Eukaryota; Fungi; Ascomycota; Orbiliomycetes; Orbiliales; Orbiliaceae
Exons: 1
Coding region: 1-447 (148 amino acids)
Source: RefSeq, a predicted model, not a curated record